Molecule: messenger RNA, 2080 nt
Organism: Syngnathoides biaculeatus (alligator pipefish)
Lineage: Eukaryota; Metazoa; Chordata; Actinopteri; Syngnathiformes; Syngnathidae
Gene: rhd
Product: Rh blood group, D antigen
Exons: 10
Coding region: 142-1392 (416 amino acids)
Biological process (GO): ammonium transmembrane transport; ammonium homeostasis
Cellular component (GO): plasma membrane
Molecular function (GO): ammonium channel activity
Source: RefSeq, a predicted model, not a curated record
UUCAAAUGGUUAAGUAGACUUCCUUUCUCUUUCUCUGUUGAGCAGCAGAUGUAGCUGAUGAUAAAAAGCUGCGAAUUGGGUUGCACCCCAUUUCAUAUCAUCAGUGUGAAACAUACGUCUGCUGGAGCAAAAUAAUCUACUAUGGCUCCGAAGUACGCCCCAAGUUUGCGUUCUCGUUUGGCUCCUUUGUUGCUUUCCUUGCAGAUGGGCUUUAUUGUUGUGUAUUACUUUUGUGUUGAGAUUGAAAACAAUAUGAAUGGGAAUACAUUCAGCAAUGUUUACCCAGUGUUCCAGGAUUUGAAUGUGAUUGUCUUUUUGGGUUUUGGCUUCUUGAGCACUUUUUUAGUACGGUAUGGUUUCAGUGGUUCAGGGUUCAACCUUCUUAUAGCUGUCCUGGCCAUCCAGUGGGGCCUCAUUCUCGAUGGCAUUGAGUCCUGGUAUUACCGAGGGAUGAUUCGGAUUGACCUGAGAAGUUUGGUGGUUGCUGAGAUGUGCACAGCCUCUGUUCUUAUCUCAAUCGGGGCUGUGCAAGGCAAAACAAAUCCCGUCCACCUAAUUCUCAUGGCCCUGAUAGAGGUUUUUGCCUUUGUCCUGAAUGAGUGGCUCCUGCUGACCUUGCUUCUGGUCCAGCCUUUGGACUCAAUCAUGGUGCUUCACAUCUUUGGAACUUUCUUUGGUCUCACGGUGACGUGGAUUCUCUAUCGGAAAGAAGCAGAACGAGGGUUCGAGAAAGAAAAAUUUGACAGCAAAACAGGAUUGUUCUCCAUGUUAGGUACUGUGUUUCUUUGGUUGUUCUGGCCAAGUUUUAAUUCUAUCCUCGUGGAUCAUCACUUUCCCGAGAGGAGGUUGGGGGCAGUGUGCAGCACCUACCUGGCCCUGGCUGUCAGUGCUGUAGUGUCUGUUGCUGUUUCUGCACUUUCAAGCUCAAAGGGAAAAGUCAAUCCAGUCAAUUUUCAGUCAUGUGUACUUGCUGGCGGUGUUGCUGUCGGGGUUUCCAUGUCAGCGAUACGUUACCCAUGGGAGGCCAUGACAAUUGGACUGACAGCUGCUGGUGUGUCAACCAUUGGAUUCCGAUACCUCAAGAACCACAUGCUGUUUGCCUUUGAGUGCCAUGACACCUGCAACGUUCUGAGCACACAUGGACUCCCUGGUCUACUGGGUUGGCUGACACAGCUCCUCCUGCAGAUUAAACAGUGUGAUGAUCACACAGCGGCAAUCCGGUAUGCCGUAUUUCAUAUUUGUGUUCUCUUCAUCACAGUAACUGUAAGUGUGACCAUGGGGAUCAUAACAGGGGUAAUACUUAAGUGGGACAUCUGGAGACCCCCCCAAGAUAAAAAAUGUUUUGAUGAUCAGGGUUUCUGGAAGUUUGAACAUCUUGCAGUUCGCAAGUAAUCUGAGGAGUGCCUGGAAGCCAUGUUCCCUCUAAACUGCGCAACUGCGCAUUUGCACACAUGUCGCACUCUCUCAGCGCAGAGGAAAACAGAUCCAGCGCAGAGAACUCCAGCCUGACGUUUUUUUUUUUUUUUUUUUUUAAACAAGGCAGCACACUGCCUCUCACAACUAGCUACUGGUAGGUCACACCUGGCCACACACCUACUUCCUUGUUUACUUGCCACCGCCCCCCUCCAUUUUAAAGGGGUACACUCAAAAUUACAAACACCCGGGUAUGUGAAAAACAGAAGAAAAAAUGGUGAAACUGGACGAGAUUUUCUCUUUUUGGGGUAAAAAAGGUCUGGUCUGAAGCCAAAAUAUAAAGUGCAGGAUGAGAUGGUGUAUGUUAAAAUUCCACCUUUGCACAGCCUGAUCAAGGAUGAAAGCACAGAUGAUAAAGUGCACUAAAAGCUAAUUAUGUAUUUUAAAUAUAGGAGGCAACAUAGCAGCAACCCUAAAACUGUGUGGGAGCAUCAUUCAGCUUUCAACAUGCAUUGUGAAAGAUAUUCUGCAAUAAUUCAAUUUUACACCAAGAAAAACACACGAGUAUAUCAUUGUGUUUUAAAAAAACUUGGAUGCAACAUUUCAAAUCUAUAGUUAAUAGUUGGCUUGCUAUGUACUUGUAUUGUAAUGUUUGUUGACACUGGAU